Oryza sativa Japonica Group (Japanese rice) is the source of this 2293-nucleotide messenger RNA. RefSeq lists its product as uncharacterized. Lineage: Eukaryota; Viridiplantae; Streptophyta; Magnoliopsida; Poales; Poaceae. The record is from RefSeq and is a predicted model, not a curated record. Gene Ontology annotation, biological process: positive regulation of protein catabolic process; protein ubiquitination. Gene Ontology annotation, molecular function: protein binding.
CCUUGGAAAGCAAAAAAAGGCCAAAUUGGAGGAGGGUAGGGAAGCUUCGGUCUCUUCGUUCGUCGUCAGUGGCGAUUCCCCCACCCCCCCUCCCUCCGGCCGCCAAAGGUCAGUGACGAUUUCCCUCCCUUCUCUCCCUCUCCUCCGCCAUCGUCCCCGCCGACGAUCCGUGCACGCCACGGCCCAACACAUACGGCCAAACCCUAGGUGUCAAUGCCAAUGCAAACAACCGACAAAACUGAUGCUGUGAAAUCUAUGCUUUCCGGAGAGAAUAGUGAAGGCUCAGAUGGAUCAAAGUCAUCGGACACAGUUGAGUGGGACCCAUGGGACCCUCCGCAUCCUCCUUGUCCUACUUUGCCACCCACAGCAAGCCUUAUGAGCCAAGUGGAAAUGGUCAAACAGCAUCAUUUUCAAGUACUGGCCGUACUUGCUGCUUCCAGGGCCACAAAUAUAAUUGCCCCAGACCGUACUCCUCAGGAGGUGCGCCGUAAAUUUGCUGAAAUAUGCAGUGAACUGGCGGACAUCCUUGAAAAGGACAGUGUUCGGAGAUUCCUCAACUUGUACAGAAGAAAUAUGCGUAUCAUGGGUUGGGGUCUGGUCAUCACAUCUCAAACAAUGGACUUCAUUGUUUCAUUCAAUGCCCUGCGUUGUGCUAAGGUUGUCUUGGAGGGCAAGGCACCUAAGCUUUGUCAGAUCCGUGCCAACCCCAACUACAUGACUAGCUAUGGGUACUUCCCCCUCCACAAAGCUGCUGAAAAAUUCUCAGUUGACAUGAUUAAGUUGCUGCUUUGUUAUGGUGCAUCGGCGAAUUUACGCACAUCAGGCCAAAAGGUCAUCGAGGGCCUCCUCCCACUCCAUGUUGCCAUUGAGAACACUUGCAUGCACAAGUAUCUGGAGGACAAUCUAUUAACUGACCGGAAGCUCAAGCAAGUGGAUCUUGACUUCAUCUACAAGCUCAUCCAUCUGCUUUGUCUGCCUGAGAUGAAGAUUUUCUUGGACACGACAAGACUGCUUGCAGAUAACACAGAUAAUAUUGUUGAUGAGCUAUGGAACUACAUCAAGGAGGGGAGGCUUGUCCAUGCUGCUAUUUUGCUCCUUGCAGCUCAACGAAAAAUUCGUACCUGUGCUUCCUCUAAUAGAAACAUCAGCUGUAACCUGAAUGGAUUUGAUAUUAUCAGGGAUCGUGUUAUGGGAUCCAUAGUUUCCAUAGAAAGGGAAGGGCGUGGAUUAACAAGUGGUAAAAAUAGCAAGGCACAUAAGCAGCUGGAGGAGAAGCGGAAAUUUUUUCAUAAUUCAUUGAUGCUCAUUUUUGUAAUUUCGAAAACCGGUGAAGCUCUUGAUGAGUAUAUCCAGUCUCAUUCAGAGGUCUCUCAUCAGGAGGUGCUUGAGGGUGUUUCAUCAAUUCUCGAUGAUCAUGGUUUUGCUCCUACUGGAAAAGGGAUCAGCAUAGGAGACCUGGAAUGCCGUCCCUAUGACUGCAAUGCGUCGAAUAGUGUGCCGAAGUGCAACUAUGAAGAUUCUGGUACGACCAAGGCAGUUGGAGAAUCUCCUAAUCUGAAUGUUAAAGCUAAAAAAGCUGUUGGAAAGCAAAUACAAAGUAGACGAGAACUUGAGCAAACGAGGAAAAUGUUCUUCCCACAUUGGAGAUCACUUUUAACAUCUCGAUAUACUGUAAAAGUAUUCCCAUUCUAUGCACACAUGAUGGAGCGUGAUCAUGUUUCAAAUCUUCAUAUGGCCGGUGGUACUGAGAAUGGAUUGAAGGAUAAAUGGUGUUCUCCAGUUGGCGUUAGUUUGUUGGGAAAACCACCACAACUAACAAGUACUAGUUAUCAAUCCAGAACCAGAAGGCUAUUUGGUACUGCUGCACUUACACUACUGAAGACCUUAAAGCGUGCAUGAGUUGGCAGGCAGGUGCUCAGUUUGUUGUGGAGCACGACCAUUUUCCCUGCGACGAGACAAGAACGUCGUUUGCCCGCAAUGGAUGUUAAUUUUGCUGGCCUGAUUCUGACCUCUCCAAGUGUUGGAUAUGUAUGUAGCAGUCGUGCUGAUGUGCUUUUGCUGCGUAUUAUGAUAUGUAGUGCUUGCUUCAAGUGUUCUGUUAUGAAGCUUGACAAUGGACCUGACAUGUUGGAACCUUAAAAGGUUAUCCUAUUUAAUUGUAGGGUCGAAUCGAGGAUACACAGCUCCAUUGGAUUUUACUGAACUCACCACUUGUAUGCUGAGAUAGCACACGACAAUUUUAUUUGUUAUCUAUGGCCGAAGUUGCAUAAUGAACCACAUCUUAAUUACCUCA